This is a messenger RNA of Boleophthalmus pectinirostris (great blue-spotted mudskipper), 1233 nucleotides long. Its product is annotated as aurora kinase A-like. The record is from RefSeq and is a predicted model, not a curated record. Gene Ontology annotation, biological process: negative regulation of apoptotic process; protein autophosphorylation; regulation of mitotic cell cycle. The transcript has 12 exons. Bases 1 to 1233 code for a protein of 410 amino acids. Gene Ontology annotation, cellular component: cytoplasm. Gene Ontology annotation, molecular function: ATP binding; protein serine/threonine kinase activity. Lineage: Eukaryota; Metazoa; Chordata; Actinopteri; Gobiiformes; Gobiidae.
AUGACGGGCCAAGGCCAAGGCGAGGCGCUUAAAGAUGGGUGCCCCGCAGAAGACCCCCGAGAUGAGGAGAUGAGAGAGGAAAUACCAGAUCAGACUGACAAACCCGAGUCUGGCAACGAUGAGUCCAGUUCUUCACCAGGGUCGAGUAGAGUCUUAUCCCAGACUGGUUCCUCCACAUCUCCAAACGAUGGACACGUUCAAAACACCAAGAGAAUGUCUCCGUGUAAAGAGGAGGAGGAGUGCUAUGGGUCCAGGCUGAGCUCCUCUAAUGUGGUCGAGAGUGACUCUGAGGCGUUCAAGCGGCUCAUAGAAGUGCAAAACAAACAGGAAAGGCCAAAAGAAUACAAGACGUUGAGUGACGCACAGGAACGACACACACAGGAGUUCCCAUCUGCACCAAGCUGUAGCAGCACUGCCUUCAGUUCUACACCAGGGACUAGUGGAGUCUUAUCCUGCCCUGGGACAAGUGGUACCAAGAGAAGGUCUUCAUGCAGCGAGCAGGAGGACGAGGAGCAGAGCAGUUCACCGAAGAAGACCAAGGCAGAUGAUGCUCCAAAGAAAAGGAAAUUCAAGUUGAAACAUGACCUGGCACUUUGGAAAAAAGUCUGGCUGAAAAAGACAGCUAGGUCCAGGGUCAGCUCAUCCGAUGUGGAGAGGAGUUGCUCUGAAGGAGGACAGGAAAACAAGUGUGACAGUGACAGCAGUUUGUCCAUAAAAGAGCAAAUGGAGCAGGAAACCCAAGCAGACUCCACCCCGAGCGGCGCAGACAGGGUGGCUCUCAAGUUCAUCAGUAAGAAUAAGGUGAAGUACACAGAUGUGGUUAUUUUCCGUCAGUUGGUGGAUCAAGCUAACGAGCUGGAGUCUAAAGGCAUCUUUCACCUUGACAUCAAGCCCGACAAUGUGCUGUUGGAGACGGGCUUCAACCUCCCCAGAGCCAGUUUCGUAGACUUUAUCAGUGCCGUCCUUUUCACACCUGGACAAGAGUUUAAUAAUCCACAAGGCACUCCAAUUUACUUCUCUCCGGAGUGGUUCCGUGAACACAGCUACACAGCAGGACCCACCAUGGUGUGGCAAUUGGGCAUGGAGUCCAUCGGGUCAAUGAGAAGUGUUCCUAUUCCACAAUGUAUUCCACGAGGAUGCAGAGACCUGCUGAGUGGCUGCUUGAAGAAGGACCCUGAAGAGCGCCUGACCCUGCAGAGCAUCAAAGACCACCCGUGGUUAAAGUCUGCAUAA